AUGGAUCAACGAUGUUAUGUGGAUAUUGCUAGGUCGUUGCCCGGAAGCAACGCGCUGUAUGGCUCGAGUACAGUGUCAAAUGUGCAAGGGCCGCUGCAUCGCCGCCCGGAUGUAGUGUUAAAUAGGCAAGGGUUCCCGCAUACUAGUGAACGGGUGCGGGUAAAGAAGCUAGUUCACGAGACCAAGAUUCGAAUAGGAACAUGGAACGUAGGCACACUUACCGGUAAGGCUAUGGAAAUAGUAGACACGAUGAUUAGGAGAAGGAUCAACUUUAUGUGCCUACAAGAAACCAAAUGGAUAGGGGAAAAGGCAAAGGAAUUGUAUUCUUCGGGUUUUAAGCUUUGGUACACCGGGAAGGUAAGAGCGAGGAAUGGGGUUGGCAUCAUAGUGGACAAGGAGUGGAGGAAGGACGUGGUGGAGGUGAAGAGAGUCGGAGAUAGGAUCAUAGCCCUUAAGCUAGUCGCACGGAAGGAUACCACCAAUGUCAUUAGCGCGUAUGCGCCUCAAAUUGGGUCGGAGGAGCACCACAAGGUGCAAUUUUGGGAGGAUCUAGAAGGGGUUAUCCAAGGAAUACCUAUGGGAGAGAAGAUUUUCUUAGGGGGGGAUCUUAACGGACAUGUCGGGGGCGACUCUAGGGGAUACGAAGGUUUCCAUGGAGGACAUGGCUUAGGAGUAGCAAAUAGAGAAGGCAAAACCAUCCUAGAUUUCUCCUUGGCUUUUGAUCUUACAAUAGUCAAUACGUGCUUUAAAAAGAGGGAAGAACACCUUAUCACGUACAAGAGCGGGAUGGUAUGCUCUCAGAUCGAUUUCUUUCUUGUAAGGAAAUCAGACAGGAAAUUUUGCAUGGAUUGCAAAGUCAUUCCUGGCGAGAGCCUGACUACCCAGCAUCGAGUGUUGGUCAUGGAUGUUAGAGUUAAGAGUGGCGUGGAGAGCUAA
Messenger RNA from Cajanus cajan (pigeon pea), 936 nucleotides. The record is from RefSeq and is a predicted model, not a curated record. Lineage: Eukaryota; Viridiplantae; Streptophyta; Magnoliopsida; Fabales; Fabaceae.